AUGGAGUAUCUCCAAGUUCCCUUCCUCAUGCUGUGUGGCAUGGCCUUCCUUGCCGGGGUGGCAUUGAAUGGCUACAUCCCCUUUGUUGCCAGCUCCCGUGUGGAGAGGAUGGCCAGUGCCGUCUGGUUCUUGAACCGGGCCCUGACCGAUUUCAUCUUGAUCAUCUUCCUGCCCCUCAGAGUCACCUCCUUCCACAUGUUCUCCAGCACCUUCUUCCUCACCACCAUCGGUGUCGAUCGGUGCAUCCUCGUGACACGCACUGAGUGGUCCUGGAACCACCGCACACCCCCAUUAGCUUUCAUUAUGGUUUUGGGCAUGUGGGCUCUGUCUUUUGGGUUCAGCUUGCGGUACGGUGAUCUCUGGGAAUCCCUCCUCUCACCUGCCAGCACCAGCAUGAAUUUCCGCGCGGAUGAAUGGAGGGUGAAGGCCACCAUUGCAAUGCAGUUCCUGGUCGGAUUUCUGAUCCCAUUCGCCUUGAUCUUGAUCCCAACAUUCUACAUUGUUCUAGCUGCCAAACUGAGAAGGAACAGGCUGAUCCAGUCCACCAAGCCACUCAAGAUCCUUCUUGGUUUGAUCCCAACCAUUUUCCUCUGCUGGCUGCCGUAUCACGUCGUCUUCUUGUUGUUGAUGUCAGCUAAUUACACUCUGUCUCUUUUGAACAGAGGAAGGGCUUUUGCUUAUGUCCUGACAUAUUUAAGCAGCUGCCUCAACCCCAUCUUGUAUCUCACCAUGGAGGAAGAAUUUCUGAGGUACCAGCAACGUGCAUGCAACUCCCAAACCACCGACAACUUGGGGUCAGAGCUGGUUGGAUAG
Terrapene triunguis (Three-toed box turtle) is the source of this 813-nucleotide messenger RNA. Its product is annotated as C3a anaphylatoxin chemotactic receptor-like. Gene Ontology annotation, cellular component: plasma membrane. The coding region runs from base 1 to 813 and encodes 270 amino acids. Gene Ontology annotation, molecular function: G protein-coupled receptor activity; complement receptor activity. NCBI's taxonomy places the organism in Eukaryota, Metazoa, Chordata, Testudines, Emydidae. The record is from RefSeq and is a predicted model, not a curated record. The transcript has a single exon. Gene Ontology annotation, biological process: complement receptor mediated signaling pathway; inflammatory response; phospholipase C-activating G protein-coupled receptor signaling pathway.